Messenger RNA from Acanthosepion pharaonis, 540 nucleotides. The record is from the annotation of a GenBank genome assembly. NCBI's taxonomy places the organism in Eukaryota, Metazoa, Mollusca, Cephalopoda, Sepiida, Sepiidae.
AUGGCUCCUACACGACGAACAUCCGCACAUCAGCAACUGAAGACUCCUAAUACUAUUAACGUUACACAUGCAGAACAGGCGACUGCGGAGGAGCAUAUAAUAACUCCGGUUACAAAUGAUCAUAUAGCGUCUACUUCAACCUCUGCUUUGCACUCUUCUGAGUGCCGUGGCGAUGACCGACCCGGCAGCUUUACUAAGCGUGCCAAAAUAGCAUGGCGAGGCAACCUUAGCAGGCGUUCUAAAAGAGCCUCUGCGGCAAAGAGAAAGCGGGAGGAGGAAACCGAGAUAGAGGCAUCUUUGAGUCUUUCCAGUCAAUCUCAACGGAAGCAGUAUGUUUUGUCACAUGAAACGCUUGGUGGGCGUAACUACCGUUUGUACUGCAAAUCAGUUUACACAUAUUCGUUGAAAAGUAAGAGGAAACUACCUAAACGCUUGCAAGACAACAAAAAGCGGCUUUGUCGCAAGUACUUUUGCGGUCUCCACAGUCCGCAUCGCAAAGCUACUCGCAAUGCAGCCGACGCCGCUGCAACUUCCAUUUGA